Messenger RNA from Phytophthora nicotianae INRA-310, 255 nucleotides. RefSeq lists its product as hypothetical. The record is from RefSeq and is a predicted model, not a curated record. NCBI's taxonomy places the organism in Eukaryota, Oomycota, Peronosporomycetes, Peronosporales, Peronosporaceae. Bases 1 to 255 code for a protein of 84 amino acids. The transcript is spliced from 3 exons.
AUGAAUCGCCGCCCUAAGAACAAGAACAAAGUCAAGCUGAAGGGAGUCGAAGGCUCAAAAGCAAACUCUGUAACCACUGUCGCGGUACAGAUGGGUGUGAAUCGCUCGUCUAUAUACCGCUGGAGAAAGCAAAAGCCAAAACUAGAAGGUCCUAGAGAUAUGUCCGAUGUCUUCGCAACGUACCUACACGCACUGCCAGAAGCUGCUGUUGUCGAUGAUGCUUCGGACGUCCAAGAUGAAAGCUUUGAUGAAUGA